AUGAAGCCAUCUUCGCAGUCCUUUCAACCUCCAAAAUGCGUCAUAGACACCGUCCUACGCCUGCUCGUCUCGCUCAUCGUCGGCAUUGUCCUCGAAAGACCGACAAGGGCUCAUCUCGACAAAAUCUACGAUUAUUUCCUCGGAGAUGCAUUCAGAGAAGACUAUGACGAAUGCCACCGUCUCACCGCAUCUUUGCUCACCGAUCUCGACCGCACCGGGUUUGAUGUGAUCCAACUCUCCCGAAGGCUUGCGAGCCACAAGUCAGAGGCACUCUGCCAACUAGUGACACAAUGUGGAUUCGACUGGAAACCCGAAAGGAGUCUAUUCUUCAUCCCAAGAACAGAAGAAACGUUGGAAAUGGACGUGUUUGAUCUCGAGUUUGACGACGCGUCCAUUUCCUUGCCGGCCCCAACACGAACAAACUUUUUCGACGGCCGACAUGCAUUUUUACACCGUCAGCGACGCGCAAAGCCACGGGAACGUGUACGCAGCACAGACUACUUCCCGCGUACGCCUGCCGUCUCAUUUAGCCACCUCGCCUGGAACCAAGCCUCACUCCUAAUGGCAAAUGACCCGUCAUCGCACGUUCUCCUCCUUGGCUCACUGUACAUGCGUUCCAUAAUAGGCAUCCUCGCAGCAAAAGUUGGAGCAGUCGAACACUGCUCGACAAACGAGAUUCUACGCGUCGUCCAAAUUGCCUCACAGAGACGAAUGGCUGCGGCACUCGGUCGAAAGUUUGCCGCAAUCAUGACGGCCGGACGACCACCACGAACAGAAUCAGAACUCGUGCGCCUCACGCACGCCGUCUACGGUCUCUUGAUCCAAUUGGGCGACGAUAAUGCGCAUGUGUGGGCCAUAGACCACUGGAUCGAUGCCGUCGUCUUCUCCUUUGCCGACCUGGAUGCUUCGACGGCAGACCUGUCCCGCCUCUCAGAUGAAGAAGACGAAGAAGCUGUCAGUGACCACGGAUCGUCACAUGCCAGCAGUAGUUAA
This is a messenger RNA of Serendipita indica DSM 11827, 993 nucleotides long. Lineage: Eukaryota; Fungi; Basidiomycota; Agaricomycetes; Sebacinales; Serendipitaceae. The record is from the annotation of a GenBank genome assembly.